Molecule: messenger RNA, 3117 nt
Organism: Manis javanica (Malayan pangolin)
Lineage: Eukaryota; Metazoa; Chordata; Mammalia; Pholidota; Manidae
Gene: SH2B1
Product: SH2B adaptor protein 1
Biological process (GO): intracellular signal transduction
Cellular component (GO): plasma membrane
Molecular function (GO): transmembrane receptor protein tyrosine kinase adaptor activity
Source: RefSeq, a predicted model, not a curated record
CUUCCCUCUCCGCGAUUCGGUCCCGGCGCCUGAGAGGAGCCCUGGGUGGGGGCGGGGGCCAGAGGCAGGAGGACGAUUGGCCCCGGAGAGUGCUGCAGACAGAGCAGGUCCCCAGGAGACUGCGGCCCCAAGGAAUGGGCGGGUAGAGCGUGUGCAGGGAGUAGGGUCAGGUCAGAGUGGAUUGACCACCGGGCCCGGAGGGUCCGAGCCAAGAGCGGAGCCUGCACCCUCCACCACCUGCCCUUCGGGAAGUAUCACAACUGAGCCAAGAGGCAGGUGCACCGGGAAAAUGUGUCUGAGUCCUGCUUGGCAGAAGAGAAACUGAGACACCAGCUCAGGAGCCGCAGGCUGCUGCCGCUCACCCCGUGUCUUCUGGCUGCUUCCCUCUUUGCUGCCCCUCCCCACAGGCUCCCCCUCUCCACCUCCUGGGGACCAUCAUGAAUGGUGCCCCUUCCCCGGAGGAUGGGGCCUCUCCUUCUCCUCCCCCCUUGCCACCACCCCCUCCACCUAGUUGGCGGGAGUUCUGUGAGUCCCAUGCCCGUGCUGCUGCCCUGGAUUUUGCCCGCCGUUUUCGCCUUUACCUGGCCUCCCACCCCCAAUAUGCAGGGCCCGGGGCUGAGGCUGCCUUCUCCCGCCGAUUUGCUGAGCUCUUCCUGCAGCACUUUGAAGCUGAAGUGGCCCGAGCCUCCGGUUCCCUCUCGCCACCCAUCCUGGCUCCUCUGAGUCCCGGUGUGGAGAUCCUGUCCCAUGACCUGUCCCUUGAGAGCUGCAGGGUGGGCGGGCCCCUGGCUGUGCUGGGCCCUUCUCAAUCAUCUGAGGGCCUGGCCGGCCCCCUCCCUUCCUCAGUCUCUUCCUCCUCUACGACCUCCUCGAAGCCGAAGCUAAAGAAACGCUUCUCCCUCCGCUCAGUGGGUCGCUCUGUGCGUGGUUCAGUCCGUGGCAUCCUACAGUGGCGGGGGACUGUUGACCCUCCCUCCCCAUCUGGGCCCCUAGAGACCUCAUCAGGCCCCCCAAUCCUAGGUGGAAACAGCAACUCCAACUCGUCUGGUGGGGCUGGGACCAUUGGCAGGGGACUGGCUAAUGAUGGAACAUCCCCGGGGGACCGAUGGACUCAUCGUUUUGAGAGGCUGAGACUCAGUCGGGGAGGGGGGACCAUGAAGGAUGGAGCAGGGAUGGUGCAGAGGGAAGAGCUGCUGAGUUUCAUGGGGGCUGAAGAGGCAGCCCCUGACCCCGCUGGCGUGGGCUGGGGAGGAGGGGCAGCUGGGCCUACCUCAGGGGAAGGAGGGCAGCCUCAGUGGCAGAAGUGUCGCUUACUACUUCGAUGUGAAGGAGAAGGAGGAGGUGGAAGCCAUCUGGAGUUCUUUGUACCACCCAAGGCAUCUCGGCCUCGACUCAGCAUUCCCUGCUCUACCAUCAUGGAUGUUCGGACAACCACAGCCCUGGAGAUGCCUGACCGGGAGAACACGUUUGUGGUUAAGGUAGAAGGCCCCUCGGAGUAUAUCCUGGAGGCAGCUGAUGCUCUACAUGUGAAGGCCUGGGUGUCUGACAUCCAGGAAUGCCUGAGCCCAGGACCCUGCUCUGCUACCAGUCCCCGCCCCAUGACCCUCCCUCUGGCCCCUGGAACCUCAUUCCAUACAGACAGCCUGGAGCUGCCCUGCCUGAACCACUCAGAGAGUCUGCCCAGCCAGGAUCUGUUGCUGGGACCCAGUGAGAGCAACGACCGCCUGUCACAGGGGGCAUAUGGGGGUCUUUCAGACCGCCCGUUGGCCUCCAUCUCCCCCAGUUCUGCCUCCAUCGCUGCCUCCCAUUUUGAUUCAAUGGAACUGCUUCCCCCAGAGUUACCCCCCCGCAUCCCCAUUGAAGAGGGACCCCCAACAGGGACAGUUCAUUCCCUCUCAGCACCCUACCCACCCCUGGAUACUCCGGAAACAGCCACAGGUACCAGAGGUUCAUUCCUGUUCCAGGGGGAGUUGGAGGGAGGUGAGGGGGACCAACCCCUCUCAGGGUAUCCUUGGUUCCACGGGAUGCUCUCUCGACUCAAGGCGGCCCAGCUAGUGCUGGCUGGAGGCACUGGUUCCCAUGGUGUUUUCCUGGUACGUCAGAGUGAGACGAGGCGGGGUGAAUAUGUCCUCACUUUCAACUUCCAGGGCAAGGCCAAGCACCUGCGUCUGUCACUGAAUGAGGAGGGUCAAUGCCGGGUCCAGCACCUGUGGUUCCAGUCCAUUUUCGAUAUGCUCGAGCACUUCCGGGUGCACCCCAUCCCUCUGGAGUCUGGAGGCUCCAGUGAUGUUGUCCUUGUCAGCUAUGUUGUAUCCUCCCAGCGACAGCAGGAACCGAACACCUCCCAUGACCCACCCCAGCCCCCUGAACCCCCUUCAUGGACAGAUGCCCCAUAUCCUGGGGCAGAAGAGGCAUCGGGGGCACCAAAAGUGGUGGCAGCAACCUCUGCAGCAGCCAAAGAGAGGGAAGAGAAAGAGAAAGCGGGCAGUGGAGGGGUCCAGGAAGAGCUGGUCCCCGUGGUUGAGCUGGUCCCCGUGGUUGAAUUGGAAGAGGCCAUAGCACCAGUCGCCGAGACCCAGGGAGGCGCUGGAUCUGACAGGGACCCCGGGGCCACCCCAAUGGUGCAGCUUCAGCAGUUACCACUAGGGGGUGAUGGAGAGGAAGGGGGCCAUCCCAGAGCCAUUAAUAACCAGUACUCCUUCGUAUGAGACAUCUUCCCCACCCCUUUCCACUCUUCUUGCUCCCCAGCCCUCAGCUGGUAGGAUUUGGGCUGGGCAGGGACAUAGAGGAGCAGUAGGAAUCCUCCCCACAUGCUUCCUGACCCUUGUUGGCCAAGGGCAUAUAUACUGGUACAAGAAGAGGUUCAAGAGCCCUGGUGACUCCCCAGUUUGUACACUACAUGUGCCCCAUCCCCUGGGCAGGGGAUUGGGCUCCAUUACCUCCCCGAGGGGCUCUUAUGGUCAGCCCCAGUCCUGGGGGCCAUUUCCCCAUUACCCACCCCCGAGCCCAAGGAAGGGUGAGGGGGAAAGGGCUGCCAGUUACAUUAGGGUGGUGGUGGUGGUGGUGGUUUUAAACAAAAUGGAAAAGCAUAAAUAAAUAAAGGGUUUGUCUAAGUUC